AUGACAGGCAAUUGGGUGCAAGAAGGGGAUCGCGAGCACGAGGAGAGAGGCGGAGGGCGGGUGGACGAUGGCGGGGAAACUGGGGACUGGUGCGACAGUGAGGGCGGAAGAGACGAGAGUUCAGGCUGCAUGGGAGAGGCUCGAGGCGAAGGACGGGCCAGCCUGCACGCCCUUCACUCCCCUCAUCGCCAUCCCUACCCAGCCCACUCCCCCCACGCCCCGGCCGCCCCUCAAGCCCCGCCGUCCUCGCUUGCCGCUCACCCCCUUGAACGCGCGUGGACUGAUAUCGCCGAGGGCGAGUGUGGUUGUGGAGGGGGAGGGGGGCGGAUGAGAGGACAACUGGACUGGCAGGAGGGUGCCGGUGAUGGUUGUGGGGGAGAAGGGGGGAACGCGAGCAGGGAGGAGAGAGGUGAUGGGGGGCAGCGGGGGCGUGAGAGCAGGGGGGGCGUUGAAGGGUGUGAUUGGCCCAUGGUGGUCUGUGCCAUGGCUAGUAAGCGGCUCCUGCAACACGCAGUGCAGACGCCGUCGCUCCGCCUCUUUGUCCCGCCCAACCGUCUCUCCUCCCUCUUCUGGUUCCUCUCUCAUACCCCAUCCCUCACCUCCCUCUCCCUGCACUUCCCUUCCCCGCCGCUCUUCCUUCCCUACCACUUGCAGCGCGCAAUAGCCCCCUCGGUCCUCUCCCUCUCCUCGCUCCACCUCUCUUGCUCAUCUGCUCCGUCGCCCCCCCUUCCCCGUACCUCCUCCCCGCAUUUCCCCCCUCCCUCUCCCUCUCCGCCACCGAAUGUCCUCAGUCCCACACACUCCUCGUCUCCUGUAGCAUUGAGGGAUGGCAGGAGGAGGGGCGAAAGAGGAGGAAUGUUAGCAAGGGUGGAGAGGACUAGGUGGGCGGGGGGUGAGGGAGGAGAGCAGGAGCUGGGCGAAGGGAUUGGUAGAGUCGUGGAGGAAGAGGAGGAGGUGGAAGGGGAGCAGGAGCAGACGGAGGAGGAGGAGCAGGGAGCGAGUUGGGGUGCGAUGACAUGGCUGGGAGCGUACCCGUGUCUGCGCCAUGUGUCACUGGAAGGCAGUGCCUGGACAUGGCAUGUGCCCGGCCUGCAUAUGCCAACUUCACACCCACCUCGCAUGCCCGAUACCCCCUUCUCUUGCCCCACCCCACCGUCUCUGUCACACCACUCCUCUCCUCCUCCCCCUCCUCAUUUCUUCCCCCGCCUCACGUCCCUCCACCUCUCCAACGUGCGGUAUGACUGGCCACUCUUCUCCCUCCUCCACCGCCUCUCUCCUCAGCUCACCUGCCUCUCUCUCACCCAUGCCAUGGAGCAAUGCUCCCUCCCAAUCCCCCUCUCUUCAUCCUCCCCUCCGCACUCCCCUUCCUCCUCCUCCUCGUUUUCCUCCUCCCUCACCUCCUCGUUCAACUCCUCGUUCUCCUCUCCCUCUCCCACCUUCCCACACCAUCUUUCCAUCACUCUCCACCUCCCUCGCGCCCACACCAUCCGCUUCCAUUUCACCGCAGCCUCACGCCUCUCCUUCCUCCUCCUCGCCUCGCCCCGUCUCUCCACUCUCUCCAUUGUCGGGGGUGGGUGUCCCGUGACCGUUCUCAACACUCCGCAUCUCCACUCCUUGGUGGCUGGCUGCAUCGACCUUUCACUCCCUCACCUCCUCUCUGUGCGUCAUCUCUACCUGCUUGUCGAGCCCAACGCUCUGCUACUGCGCCAGCCCACACGGGUGCUACCUGGCGGUUAUGCUGGGAUCGCAGCACCUGGGUUCGUUCAUGGCCCACCUGACAACCUUUAUGGUGUUUCACCUGGCUUUGAACCUGGAGUAGCAAGCCUGGGGAGUGCUGGAGGGGAGUGGCUGCUGCCAGAGAUGAGCAGCGAUGCGGAAGAAAGCAUCAAAGGCACCAGCACACACUUUCCCAGUGGCCAUAACAUCCGUAGCAACCACACCCACAGCAGCAGUGGCAGCAUGGUUAGCAGCGGUAACGAAGAGGCGCACUUGUCCUCGCACGCCGAUGUGGCUUCGUCGCACGAGCACCUUCCCAUCCCCCCCCCUUCCAGUUGGCUGGCCCGUGUGGCAGGGACAGUGCAGAUCCUUGUAGCACGGCGGGUAAUAGGGCAGCUGGAGUGUGGCACGUGGGGAAGCCUCAGGAGCAUGGCAGUCAAGUGCAUUUCCUCCCGCCGCCAGCACCACCAUCCCACACCGCCCUUCGCCGUCUCCGCGUUGCACAGGCAGCAGCCGUUGAGCCUCACUGGAGCCACCACCGCUGGCAACAGCAGCAAUGCGACUAGUUUGGGUAGCGGUUUGCGCGGUACAUUUGCAGCAGGAGCAGCAGCAGCAGCAGGACAAGAUGUGCCCAUGAACCAGGGACGAAUGGGCGAUACACCAAAUGACCUGUAUCAUCCGCUUCAUCCCUACAAUCCCCGCAGUCUUUCCAAUUUCGGCCCUCUCUCUGCCAUUCCUGCUCCUGCUCUCUUCUCUUUGUCUGAGAUCGAUUCUUCCUCCGAACCCAGCCUUCUCCCCCUGCCAGUGGGUACAGGGCUUUUGGGAUUUUUCUGCUGCUUGCUGGGUGCGCCCUGCUCCCGUGCAUCCCUGCACGCCCUGCUGCUGGACUGCCCUCUCAUGCGCUCCCUGCACGUGUGGGUGCCUGCUGCUGCUGAGACGUGGCGAUGGGAUGUGAGGAGCGGAUGGCUGGAUGAGGGAGGAAGCGAGGAGGAGUGGGAUGGGGUGGGAGAGGCUGGGGAAGAAGCAGAAGAGAGUGAGGAUGAACGCACUGACAAGGAGAGUGGGGGAGAUGGGGAGGGUGUGGAGGAGAGAAACAGGGAGGUUAGUGGUAAGCAGGAGGAGUGCGUGUGGGAGGAGGUGAGAGUGGGAGAGAAGGUGCUGAAUCUGCCGCUGCACAUGCCUGUCAACAGCAUGAGCAUUGCAAAUCUAAGCAUCACAACAAUGGGUGCAAGCAGGGCUCCCAUCUCUCAUAAGCCGCUAUCCUUGCAUAGACAGGCACCUGCUUCUUGGAGGCCCUCACAUGCAACAGCAAGCACAGUGAAGCAAGGCAGUAGCAGAGGCAGGAACAGAGAUAGCAGCAGCAGUGUUGGCGAUGGAGGUGGUGGCAGCGGCGGUGGCAGUGCUAUGUGGCGCAGCAUGCAUGUUUUUCACGAGUGUAUCGAUCCAUCGUAUCGACUGCAUCAAGAAGAGAUGUACUUGUAA
Molecule: messenger RNA, 3198 nt
Organism: Closterium sp. Naga37s-1
Lineage: Eukaryota; Viridiplantae; Streptophyta; Zygnematophyceae; Desmidiales; Closteriaceae
Source: the annotation of a GenBank genome assembly